Phaeoacremonium minimum UCRPA7 is the source of this 672-nucleotide messenger RNA. Its product is annotated as putative clock controlled protein. Bases 1 to 672 code for a protein of 223 amino acids. Gene Ontology annotation, cellular component: endoplasmic reticulum; nucleus. The transcript has a single exon. Lineage: Eukaryota; Fungi; Ascomycota; Sordariomycetes; Togniniales; Togniniaceae. The record is from RefSeq and is a predicted model, not a curated record. Gene Ontology annotation, molecular function: transcription corepressor activity. Gene Ontology annotation, biological process: phospholipid biosynthetic process; endoplasmic reticulum unfolded protein response; regulation of transcription by RNA polymerase II.
AUGUCUACCUCUGGCCUUAGUAUUGCUAUGAGUGAAGAGAGUCUGCGUAGCCUCAAAUUCUGUUUGAAUUGGCUGAAGUGGGCGAAUGACCACAUCGGUCGCGUCAUUGGAGCUCUAAAGGAUACUCUAGAGAAGUACGAGCAUUCCGGCGAUGAGUCGGCGGACCAGUCAGCGACCGAUAGAGAUCAUGCCAUGAGCGAACUCUCAAAUGGGAAUGCUCAUGGUCAAGGAGAGCUAGCAGCAAAGAUUACGGUUUUGAAGGCAGAUGUUUUGAAGACAUUACAAAGCGUCAUUGAGACGGUCUCUAAAUACACUGGCGGUGCGCUCCCUGACAACGCAAGAGAGCUCGUGCGCCGCCACCUCACAUCGCUUCCACAACGGUUCAAGCUCGCGCGUCAGAUGGACUCACCUCAACAACAAGGCGAGACCACACCUCGUGAGAAAGAGCAGGAGGUGAAGGAAGGCGCGCAGCGCGUUCUGGUCCUAGCUAAGGAGGGUCUCGACAUGAUGUCACAAGUGAGCGGUGUUCUGGACGGCACUAUCGUCUCGGCUGAGGAAUGGUGCGAAAGGCUUGGAAAGAAGAAGCGAGAUGAGAGGCACGCGCUUCUUAACCCCCAGACAGCACCUUUGACGAGCGUCGGUGUGGACAACGAUGCCAGGAUGGUGGAGUGA